CCCAGACUCCGGCCGCAGCAGCCGGCAACUUUGCCCCCGCCAAGUCCUCUGUCGGCCUGACCCCGCGGAGAGGUGCCGGGCCCGCCGCCGCGCGCCCCUCUCUCCGGGGCCCGGAGCCCCACGCGCCAUUGCCGGCCCACCUCGCACCCCGCUCCUGCGGCCCCCGGCCGCCAGGAUGCGCUACGCAGACCCCUCAGCUAACCGGGAUCUGUUGGGGAACCGAACUUUGCUCUUUAUCUUCAUUUGCGCCUUCGCUCUGGUGACCUUGCUGCAGCAGAUCCUAUACGGCAGGAACUACAUCAAGAGGUAUUUUGAGUUUUACGAGGGGCCUUUUGAGUAUAAUUCCACAAGAUGCCUGGAGCUGAGGCACGAGAUCCUGGAGGUGAAGGUGCUGUCCAUGGUGAAGCAGUCGGAGCUAUUCGACAGGUGGAAGAGUUUGCAGAUGUGCAAGUGGGCCAUGAACAUCUCAGAAGCCAACCAGUUCAAGUCCACGCUGUCCAGGUGCUGCAAUGCCCCCGCCUUCCUCUUCACCACCCAGAAGAACACUCCCCUGGGGACGAAGCUCAAGUACGAGGUGGACACCAGCGGCAUCUACCACAUCAACCAGGAGAUCUUCCGGAUGUUUCCCAAGGACAUGCCUUACUACCGAUCCCAAUUUAAGAAGUGUGCAGUGGUGGGCAAUGGAGGCAUCCUGAAGAACAGCCGCUGCGGCAGGGAGAUCAACAGUGCGGACUUUGUCUUCCGGUGCAACCUGCCCCCUAUCUCAGAGAAGUACACCAUGGAUGUGGGGGUGAAGACAGAUGUGGUGACCGUGAACCCUAGCAUCAUCACAGAGAGGUUCCACAAGCUGGAGAAGUGGCGGCGGCCCUUCUACCGCGUGCUGCAGGUAUACGAGAACGCGUCGGUGCUUCUGCCCGCCUUCUACAACACACGCAACACCGACGUGUCCAUCCGCGUCAAGUACGUGCUGGAUGACUUCGAGUCGCCACAGGCCGUCUACUACUUCCAUCCACAGUACCUGCUCAACGUGUCGCGCUACUGGCUCAGCCUGGGCGUGCGUGCUAAGCGCAUCAGCACGGGCCUCAUCCUGGCCACCGCGGCGCUAGAGCUCUGUGAGGAGGUGCACCUGUUCGGCUUCUGGGCCUUCCCCAUGAACCCCUCAGGCCUGUACAUCACCCACCACUACUACGACAACGUCAAGCCCCGGCCUGGCUUCCAUGCCAUGCCCUCUGAGAUCUUCAACUUCUUGCACCUGCACAGUCGCGGCAUCCUCCGUGUGCAUACGGGCACCUGCAGCUGCUGCUGA
Ochotona curzoniae (black-lipped pika) is the source of this 1306-nucleotide messenger RNA. It is a transcript of the gene ST8SIA5, whose product is annotated as ST8 alpha-N-acetyl-neuraminide alpha-2,8-sialyltransferase 5. Gene Ontology annotation, molecular function: alpha-N-acetylneuraminate alpha-2,8-sialyltransferase activity. The record is from RefSeq and is a predicted model, not a curated record. NCBI's taxonomy places the organism in Eukaryota, Metazoa, Chordata, Mammalia, Lagomorpha, Ochotonidae. The coding region runs from base 176 to 1306 and encodes 376 amino acids. The transcript is spliced from 7 exons. Gene Ontology annotation, biological process: N-glycan processing; oligosaccharide metabolic process.